ACCGAAGACUAACUGCAGCAUCAGUUCCACAAGAGCAAUCAGAAGAAGAGGAUGCACUGCUUCACUUGGACGAUUCUAGCCGGCCUGUUGGCCCUCACCUCAGCUGCUGGAUUGCCCCAGAGGGCGAGCAGUGGUUACCAGGAGCAGGACACGGCCAGAGCCUUCUACUCCUACGGCUAUAGUGACGACAACGCGGCCAGGGCGGAAUACUCCUCAAGAGAUGGCACCUCCCGUGGCUUCUACUCCUACGUGGAUGCCGACGGCAAACUGCAAACUGUUCGAUAUGAGGCCAAUGGCAUUCAGGGUUUCAAGGCCGAGGCGAGUAACCAACCUCAAGCUCCCGUGGAUGAGGGCAAGGCUCCACUGCCAGUAACCGAUACGGAGGAAGUGCAGCAGGCUCGUCUGUCCCACCUCAAUGCUCUGAGGGAAGCGCGGGAGAAAGCUUUGGCUACCAGUUUGCGUGAGGAGGCGGACAGAAGACAGCUGCAGGAUCAGAACAGGAACAACGGGGAGGAUCAGCAGUCGGGAGAGCAGAGCCUGACCGAUGAGGAUGCGGCGAUCUUGGAGAGGGUUAGAGCCGAGCUCUCAGCUAUGUUGGCCGAUCGUCAGCGAUCGAGCAAUCUUCCCAGGAACAGGGAAGAUCAGGAACUGCGACAGGAGCAGGAUAUCCGACUUGAACAGAGACAGGAGCAAAGGCUGGAUCAGAGACAGGAGCAGAGGUUGGAUCAGAGACAGGACCAGAGGCUGGAUCAAAGGCAGGAGCAGCGACAGGAUCUGAGGCAGGAGCAAAGGCAAGAUCAGCGAGAAGAUCGCCGAAAAGAUCAGCGAGAAGAUCGUCGACAAGAUCAACGAGAUGAUCGUCGACAAGAUCAAGGAGAAGAUCGGCGACAGGAUCAACGAGAAGAACGGCGACAAGAUCAACGAGAAGAUCGCCGACCAGAUCAGCGAGAAGAUCGGCGAGAAGAUCAACGUGAAGAUCGGCGACAAGAGCCAAGGCAGGAUCAAGAAUCCCGGCAAGAUCAGCGUCAAAAUCAACGGCAAGAUCAGUCCCGAAACCAAGAAACCUUACGAGAAUUGAUUAACAACCGGGAGAAUGAUCGUCAGAUCGAUCGUCAAAGCUCACAGCUUCUCCAACUGCCGAUAUCCUCCGAUCGUGAUGCGGAUGAUGUACGCCUGCGCACUGUUUACUCCCUGGCCGAUCUCAGUUCCAGCAGCUACCUGAAACUCGGCGACUUGGCCAGUACCGAGAAACUGCUCGAGGAUCGCUUGGACAGCAGUGAUCUUCGUGUGCCGAUCAGUGCCUACUACACCCUGGUUUCCCCCAACACCAAGUAUAGCGUGACCACGCCCACGGAGCUGAGAACCCUUCGUCCAGUGGCCCUCAGUCGCAGUUUGUUGGUAAGCAAACGCACCUGAAGGAUCGAUGCUACGGAUGGUGGAGAUGGAUCAAGGCCGGCUUAUGAUCGUGGAAUAGAAUGAGGUGUACCUAUGACGUGUUUCCUAAGAAUAAAUGCAAGACAGAGCACCAUUGUGCCAAACUUAAA
Messenger RNA from Drosophila rhopaloa, 1544 nucleotides. RefSeq names its product trichohyalin (gene Cpr72Ec). The record is from RefSeq and is a predicted model, not a curated record. NCBI's taxonomy places the organism in Eukaryota, Metazoa, Arthropoda, Insecta, Diptera, Drosophilidae. The transcript has a single exon. The coding region runs from base 52 to 1416 and encodes 454 amino acids.